This is a messenger RNA of Ziziphus jujuba (common jujube), 1233 nucleotides long. Its product is annotated as phenylcoumaran benzylic ether reductase Pyrc5-like. The record is from RefSeq and is a predicted model, not a curated record. Gene Ontology annotation, molecular function: oxidoreductase activity. The transcript has 4 exons. NCBI's taxonomy places the organism in Eukaryota, Viridiplantae, Streptophyta, Magnoliopsida, Rosales, Rhamnaceae. Bases 226 to 1140 code for a protein of 304 amino acids.
CUUAAUGGUGGUGAUCGUGUAAGGUUGUUGUCUUUUUCUUUUAUGUGUGUGGGUGUGUGUGGGUGUGUGGGUGUGUAUUUUCUUAUGAUCAGCAAAAAUAUCAAACAGUUUGAGUUGAUGACAUGAAAGCUCAGAAAUAUUUGCUAUCUUCUGCUUAAAUGGUUUCCCUUUAAAAGUAAAGGUAGGGUUGAUCAGUAGGCAUUGGCAUCCUCAUUCCCAUUAACAAUGUCAGCAAAGAGUAAGAUCCUGGUUAUUGGUGGGAUGGGAUACAUAGGAAAGUUUAUAGUUGAAGCGAGCGCAAAGGCAGGGCAUGAGACAUCUGCUCUGGUACGUGAAACAACGGUCUCUAACCCAGACAAGUUGAAGAUGGUCCAUAAAUUCCAGGCAUUAGGUAUCAAGCUUGUGUUGGGGGAUUUAUACGACAUUGAGAGCUUGGUGAAUGCUAUAAAGCAGGUGGAUGUGGUUAUAUCCGCCGUUGGUAUCCCUCAAUUAGCCGAUCAGAUUCAUAUUAUUUCUGCCAUUAAACAAGCAGGCAAUGUCAAGAGGUUCUUCCCAGCAGAAUUCGGAAACGAUGCGGAUCGGGUUCAUGGGGAAGCAGUAGAGCCAGCAAAAUCAGCAUUUGAGUCCAAAGCUAAAAUCAGGCGUGCUGUUGAAGGGCAAGGAAUUCCCUACACCUACGUUUGCUCCAAUUACUUUGCUGGUUGUGUCCUUCCCAUUCCAUCUCAGCCUGGAGACAAAGUGGUCAUUUUAGGUGAUGGAAACCCAAAAGCAAUUUUUAACAAGGAAGAGGACAUUGCAACUUAUAUAAUUAGAGCAGUAGAGGAUCCAAGAACCUUGAACAAAAUCCUCUACGUCAAACCCCCCGCCAACAUCUACUCAUUCAAUGAGCUUGUGUCUUUGUGGGAGGCAAAGAUUGCCAAAUCCUUUGAGAGGGUCUACAUUCCAGAGGACCAACUACUCCACAAUAUUCAAGAAGCUUCGGCCCCAUUGGAUAUUAUAUUAUCAGUUGGUCACUCAGUUUUUGUGAAAGGAGAUCAGACUAACUUUGAGAUCGAGCCCUCAUUUGGAGUGGAAGCUUCGGAGAUUUAUCCAGAUAUUAAGUACACAACCGUGGACGAGUACCUCAACCAGUUUGUAUGAAUGAUAUUCAAGACCGUUGUUCUUGUGAGAAGUGACUAAAUUUGUACCAUCUUACAUCCUUAAUUUAAUGAAUAACUAAAUAAAUUAUAUGAA